Punica granatum (pomegranate) is the source of this 2063-nucleotide messenger RNA. NCBI's taxonomy places the organism in Eukaryota, Viridiplantae, Streptophyta, Magnoliopsida, Myrtales, Lythraceae. The record is from RefSeq and is a predicted model, not a curated record.
GAGAGAGAGAGAGAGAUUUCUACACAAGUGGUGGAGAUCUAAUCUUCCCCACCUUGCAAACUUCAUCAGACAAACAGCUCAUAAACCCACCACUGGCCCCUUCCUCCUCCUCCUUCUUCAAUCCUCCCUCCCUUUGCCUACAAGGAAACCCUAAAGUGCUGAACAAUUCAUCUAAACAGUAGGGCUACACACUCAUAUCAUACACACAUAUAAACAUAUAUCGCAUAGUUUCAUGCAGUGGCGUGGUUUAGUUCACGUGUAAUUUUGCCGCCUAUAUAGCAUAUCCAUAUAGCGGGCUAGCUAGUUACAGGUACUGAUCGAUCCAAGGAGCGGGAUCUGGAGUUUGUUUCCCUCCUCGUAUCUGGGAGUCAUUUAAAUGCUUGCCGUAUCACCUUUGAGGAACAGAAAAGAUGAUCACCAGGGCCAGGGAGAGGAUAUGGCGAGCGAUUUCUCAAUCGGGGUGACCGGUGACUUCCCCGACUUCUCCGACAGGAACUUACUGGAUAGCAUUGACUUCGAUGACCUCUUCAUCGGGAUCCAUGAUGGGGACGUGUUGCCCGACCUGGAGAUGGACCCGGAGCUCCUGGCGGAGUUCUCGGGCAGCGGAGGGGAGGAGUCUGAGAUCGUGAACACGUCCACGACGUCCGUGGAUCAGAAGGCAGCCGAGGACACCAAUAACAACUACUCCGCCAAGAAAGGAGGAGAUGGGGAUAAGUUGUCGGGAUCAGAGCAGUCAGGGACAUCGACUGUGACCCGGGGAGAGGAGGUGGCGAGCAAGAUCGAUGAGUCGGUCGUGGUUAACCCAACAACUCCCAAGGAGUCGGAUAAGGGCGGGAGGAAGCCGUCGAGCCACUCCAAGAAUAAUAACAAUCCUCAAGGGAAGCGAAAAGUCAAGGUCGAUUGGACGCCGGAGCUGCACCGGAGGUUCGUGCAGGCAGUGGAACAGCUGGGUGUGGAUAAGGCAGUGCCUUCGAGGAUUUUAGAGCUCAUGGGGAUCGACUGCCUGACCCGUCACAACAUUGCUAGCCACCUCCAGAAAUAUCGGUCCCAUCGGAAGCACCAGUUAGCUCGUGAAGCGGAAGCAGCAAGCUGGAGCCAUAGACGGCAGAUGUAUGGGGCGGCAGCAGCAGUCCCCGGUGGAGGUAAGCGGGAAGUGAGUCCAUGGCUCGCACCUGCCCCAGGCACCAUGGGUUUUCCUCCGGUGACACCCAUGCCAGCCCAUUUUAGGCCAUUGCACGUAUGGGGCCACCCGACCAUGGACCAGUCACUCGCAAACAUGUGGCCGAAGCACCUACCCCAUUCCGCUUCACCAUCUCCGCCCCCAUUAGCACCUGCCUGGGCACCGGUGGCGCCUCAUCAUCCUCCUCCUCCAAUGGCACCGGAUGCGCCGUACUGGCAUCCUCACCGGCCGCAUGGACCAAAUGCACUAACACCCGGAACGCCAUGCUUCCCCCAGUCACUUCCACAGACGAGAUUUGCGGCUCCACCAGUACCCGGCAUCCCACCUCACCCAAUGUACAAAGUAGAUCCGGGGUUUGGCCACCCGACUGGACCAGUCAGCUCCCGCCCUCCAUUUGACUUCCACCCGUCGAAGGAGAGCGUAGAUGCAGCCAUUGGAGAUGUUUUAUCGAAGCCGUGGCUGCCCCUUCCCCUGGGCCUGAAGCCGCCGUCUCUUGACGGCGUGAUGGGCGAGCUGCAGCGCCAAGGAAUCCCCAAGAUUCCUCCGUCUUGUGCCUGACGGCGCCGUUCCCGUGGCGAACCCCAACCCCAAAAAAGAAUUCGACGACAUUUCCUGUCCUAAAUACGUACUGUGUUAGAUGUUAAUAUUAUUAUUAAUUAACAUCUAAUCAGUGAGUUUUUUCCUCCCCUAAAUCUUUUCCUUUUUUCUUUUUUUUUCCUGAAUAACCUUUUUUUUUUAAUGGCCAUCGUUUUGGACAUGAGACUCGACCGUAUUGCCUAGCUCAUGAGGUUCAGCGUUGAUGCUAUCUUAAUUAAAUUCUACAUAUAUAUAUAUAUUUAUCGGGUAUAAUGAAUAAAUAAACGACAUGUUUAUAGAGUCUCAA